UGAGCAGCAGACUCACAGCGAGGUCAGGCCUUUGCUCUGCGUCUUCCAAACUCCAGCUCUUUUGAUGCAACUGUGAGGCUUCUACAUACUUUUUGGAAAUCACAGAACUCCAGCAAAAUGAGCGAAACGCCUUCCACCAGCUUUUCCCUGAUGCACCCGACUUCGUCUGAAGGUCAGGUUUGGGGUCCCCGCCAUCUGAGCGUCACCCGUCCCGUCGUGGCCAAGCGGAUCAGCUUUUACAAGAGCGGGGACCCGCAGUUCGGCGGCGUCCGGGUCGUGGUCAACCCUCGUUCCUUCAAGACCUUCGACGCCCUGCUGGACAACCUGUCCAGGAAGGUGCCCUUGCCCUUCGGGGUGCGGAACAUCAGCACGCCUCGAGGAAGGCACAGCAUCACGCGGCUGGAGGACCUGGAGGACGGCGAGUCGUACCUGUGCUCCCACAGCAAGAAGGUGCAGCCGGUGGACCUGGACAGGGCGCGCCGGCGCCCGCGGCCCUGGCUCAGCAGCCGCGCCCUCAGCGCACGCGCAGCGCGGCGCCCCGCCCCUGCCGCUCCCGGCAUGCCCCGCGUGCCGCGGAGGCUGCUGGUCUUCAGGAAUGGCGACCCGAGGAGCGGGCGCCCUGUGCUCCUCAGCAGGAAGGUCACUCAGAGCUUUGAGGCCUUUCUGCAGCACCUGACAGUGGUCAUGCAGUACCCGGUGGCCAAGCUGUAUGCCACCGAUGGAAGGAAGGUUCCCACUCUCCAGGCAGUGAUCCUGAGCGCUGGGGCAGUGGUGGCAGCAGGAAGGGAGCCAUUUAAACCAGGAAAUUAUGACAUCCAAAAGUGCUUGCUUCCUGCAAGAUUGCCAGGGAUCUCUCAUCGUGUGCACCAGAAGGUGAACACUAAAUCAGAAAAUAGAAGGAUGAGCACGCAUAUACCCUUAAUCCCAAGAUCUCAGAUUUAUUCUGUUUCUUCUGAUAAAACACAUGAGUGCUACUCAGACUAUUCUUUUGCGCCUGAAAAUUACUUGAGCUUAGAAAAACGUGACUCUCAGAAUUUAUCAAUAUAUCCUUCUGAAGAUGAUAUUGAGAAAGCAGUUAUUUUUAAUCAAGAUGGUACUAUGACAGUUGAGAUGAAAGUUCGAUUCAGAAUAAAAGAAAAGGAAACUAUAAAGUGGACAACCACCAUAGACAGAGCAGGUCUUUUAAAUAAUGAUGAAAAUAGUGAGAUAAACAGUGGUCCGGGAAGAACGGAGAAUGGAUCAGGUAGUUUAAAGCUUGCAGCAUGUUCAUUGUCUGCAGAUGUCCCGGGCAGUAAUCAAGAGGGCAGUUUGGCAGAAGAAGUAAAAACUCCGAUGACAGAUCAAGAUGCUGAAACUUGCAGUUCUGCCAGUUGGGAGACUGCUGCUGUGGACACAGAUAUCAUUCCGGGAGCUCAGGCUCAAGUGAAGCAUCAUUUUUACAGGCCACCUACACCUGGACCAAGGAGGAUGAGACAAAAGAAAUCUGUGAUUGAGAGUGUGACGUUAGUGUCUGAAACAGAAGUCCAAGAGAAACAGUUUUCCUAUAGUGAAAAAAGAGAAGGUGUGGAAAACAAAUCAGAAUACCACAUGUUUACACAUUCUUGUAGUAAAAUGUCGUCAUUGUGUAACAAACCUGUACUUGUUCAGAUCAAUAACAAUGAACAGAUGGAGUCGCCUGUAGAAAGAAUAAGGGAGAGCAAACUCCUCAGGUCAAGUGCAGUAAGCGCUGGUGUGAUAGAAAUUACACGUCAGAAGAUGUUAAAGAUGCCACAUAAUGAUGGCUUGCCAUCUGCUGUAUCAGAGAGCUCAACUGAGGGGGAAGGUGUAGUUGAUAUUGUAAUAUCAGACAAUAAAACUGAUGUGGAAAACUUCAGAGCUUAUGAUAAUCCAAAUGGUAGGUUCCCUCCCGUUUCAGCAGAGGCAAGUCAUUCUUCUCGUGACAACUCUGGCGCUGACAAAAGUGUUUCUGAGGCUCCAGCUUCAGUACAGUCCUUUCCAGUAAGCACAAGAAUCGACAGACUAAUUACUGAAUUUGCACAGUGUGGUUUAACAGAAUCUUCAGAAAAUGGAACGCAGACUUUGGCAUCUGCCAGCAAAAAGGAGAAAUCACAGCAGCAGGUGAUCACCUCUAGGUAUCGGGUUGGGAAGACUGUAACCAAAAGAAUCUCAAAGAAGAGUAAGAAAAUAAACACUAGAGGUACACUUGCACGGGAAACCAUACUGCGAGAUUCAAACCGUUCCUUUAAAGGAAAGAUCCUUCAUGAGGAAAACCUGCAUACAACUGGGGUGGUAGCUGAGUCAAAUCAUCUUAGUACCAAAAGUAAUCUCAGUCCUACAGUUUCUAAGAGUUUCCUUAGACAUAAAUUAAAUGAUAGUCAGAAUAUUAAGGUUCAAAGAUUUGUGGGCAAAAUAAAAUCUAGGCCACUAAAGAAAAUAAGCUUAGGAGCCCCUAAAAAAAGAGAAAUUAGUCAAGGAAAUAAAAUAGUUCCCCAUUAUGAAUCUAAGUACCACGAAAGCACUUCAGAAAACCAAAGUUUAUUUCAUAUGCUUAACUUCCCUGAGCAGAGAUCAAAAGCAUUUUCUGGGCCACAGACUCAAGCAGAAAUGGUGUCCAGGAGUGUGAGAGGAAUGGCAAAAAUGAGCUUAGUGCCAAAAUUUAAUGAUUCACAUGUAACUUUAAAAACCCAGAAAAAACAAAAAGGGGAUAAAUUGAAAUCAGGUGCUGCUAUAAGUAAACAGUAUGCUAAAACCAGGGUGACUUCUUCAGCUUCUGUGAAAAAAGCUGAUUUUUCUGUGGAUAUGGCCCAUCGUUCAGUAGAUUAUAUACAGACAUGGUUACAGAACAUAAAUUCAUAUCCAACUUUGGAACCUAGAAAGUUAGCUCCAUUACACAAAAAUAAAAGGAGUAUGGUGAGUUAUAACAAAAGUCUUCUAGGAAAUGAUGUCCAUGGAGGUUCUGUAAAAGGAAACAAAUUCGUUGUGGAAAAUAGUGAGCACGUCGCUAAAAGUGCCAGUUUGACAGGAAAUAAUCUGUGUGAAGGAAGUGGUAAAAUGUUUAAUGGUGAAGAAUUUAACAGAGAUCUCUGUGAGAGCCAGGUUAGUGCUCUGAAUGGUGCUUGCUUAGUUUCCUUGCAAGAAUAUUGCACUGUGUCACAGUCAGCUGUUAACGAUCAUACCACUGAAAGCCAGAUGUCCUCUGAAAAUUCCAGCCUGGAGGUGAGCCUUGUUUCCCAUGAAGUAAACCUGCCUACAGAAGGGCCAAGUGUAGAGGCUGCCAUUCAGGCAGAUCCUGUAGGAGAGAAUAUUUCCAGAGACCUCUUUCCACUUCUGUUGCUUCAGCGUCUGCAAGCUUCAGUUCCCAGCAGUCCCAAGACUCAGAAUGGAGUUGUUCAGACACCAGCAUCACUUGUAGAGAUCCCCUUCUCUUCUGUGAUACGUACUUCAUCCAUUAAUCUCCUCCUUGCUUGGCUCUUGGUGCUAAAUCUAAAGGGAAGUAUGAGUAGUUUCUUUCAGGGUGAUGCUCAUAAGAUUACCAACAGUUCUUCAGAAAUACUUGUGUUGUUGGAGGUGCUAAAGCACAUUGCCAUUGCAGAGAAUGCUGAUGACUUGAAGGCUGCUGUUGCCAGUUUAGUGGAGUCCACUACAAAUUGUAUUGAACCCAGUGAAAAAGAACAAGAUAUGGUUCCAGUAGGCCUUUCUGCAGCAGUCAGCACUCAGAGAGCGCCAGAGUGCAAUAAAAAUGAAAGAAUGCAGAAAAUCUCUUUGGAUGGAGACUGUGCUGGCUGUGAGGCUUGUGGUUCUGAAGUUUGUGUUUUAGAGGUUUGCUCUCCAUGUGAGAUGUGCACUGUGAGUAAGACUGACCCUCCAAAAGACUUAGGCGAGCCAAGCAGUGCUUUCCCCUCUAUUGUUGGUUGUGUCGUAGAUGAGACCUCUAUGAAUAUGAGUUGUUUCCUGGGAGAGGUCUGCUCAUUUACUGAUUCUGUGUGUUCUGAUGAGACUUGCACUCCAAAGGAGAACUAUGCUUCUGAGGUAGCUUGUCCACCUGCUAAGACCCAUAUUCCCAUGAGUGUCUAUAAUACCACUGACUUUUUAAAUUCCAGAGGAGACAGAUAUAGUGAUAACUUGGAAUUAGCUGAGGCAUUCAAAAGAGUUGAUGAAACUCAGAAAGACAUAAAUAUCUUAGAAGACCUGGGGUGUAAAAAUGACUUUAAUACAUCAGUGUCACAACAAAAUGCCAAUAAUUUAAGCCCUGGUGGCAUUUUUCUAAGUAAAAAUGGUAAGGGAUUUGAUAUGAAACACAGCUCUCUAGAUCAAUUAAAAAAGAGACAGGAUAAAAAUACAUAUCCAUCAUUCAAUAGAGAAGAGUCAAGGACUUCUGAAGAACCGGGGUCAGUAACCAGUAGCCUGGCAUCAAGUGACAGAAGUAACAUUGCAGAACUGGAGUCUUUUGAAGAAUUAGAAAAUCAAGAGAGUGAUGUCGGUACUACAGUGAUAGAAGCAGGCAAACAAGCCACUGAAGAAUUGCUCACAAAACAGCCAGAGGCUGGGAGAAAUUGGAAAUUGACAGACAUAUCUAGUAGAAAUGUUACAGAAAAGCAAGGAAACAGUGGCAUGAUUUCUGAUACAGUCAGGCAGGUGACACCACCAUCAUUGGUUUUUUGCUAUGAUUCUAAUCAAAAUACUGAAAAAGAGAUUUCAGGAGAAAGUAAGGUGAGCGUUAAGAUGAUGGUGAAAAACAUGGAAAAGGGAAGUUAUUCAGAGUCUUCACAUGAUUUUAAAAAAUGUUUUAAGAGUCCAGCGACUUCAGACUGGUCAGAUUAUAGACCAGACAGUGAGAGUGAGCAGCAGCGUGGAACAUCCAGUGAUGAGCACAGUGACAGUGACGACAUUACCCAAGAGAGAGAAUAUAAUAAGGGGUUUGUUAAAAGGGCAAUAGAAAAGCUUUAUGGCAAAGUAGAGAUUGUUAAACCAUCUUUUUUCCGUGGGUCUACACACAGAUCUCAAGUUUGUCCUUACAGUACUGUAGACUUUCAGUGUGCAAGGAAAGCAAUUUGUUACGAUUCUGAAGGCCAGCCAUUUGGGUCUUCUGAGCAGGUGUCUAGUACUUCACCUAUGUUACAAAAAUUCACGGAUAAACAAAGAGCAUGUGAUAUUAAUGGUGUGAGGGACAGUUAUCAUGGAGAAGAAAUUGUAGAUCACAGUAUAAGACAAAGUAAUCGUGAUAGUGUACUCAGCAAUAAAGAGGAGGGAGUGCUGACUGACAAAGGCAAGUGGCUACUGAGAGAAAAUCAUCUGCUGAGGCUGUCGUCUGAGAAUCCUGGCAUGUACGGCACCGCAGACACCACAUCAGUAGAUACCCUGCUCGAUAAUAACAGUAAUGAGGUACCAUAUUCACAUUUUGGGAAUUUGGCCCCAGGCCCAGCUAUGGCUGAAUUAUCAUCUUCAGAACUGGAGGAACUAACUCAACCCCUUGAACUGAAAUGCAACUACUUUAACUUGCCUCACGGUAGUGACUCUGAGCCUUUCUGUGAGGACUUGCGAGAUGUUCAUGAUGAGACCUGUGCCACAGAGAGUGUACCGCACCACCGCACCGAGGGCGCAAGUAGUCUGCAGUCGGAAAGAGCGUGCCCAGCUGUUCCUCAUGCCUUUACGCCUGCUGCUAACAAAGUCCACCCUGUCACUGAUGGUGCUGUUAAAAGCCAGCCAUUGCCUGGCAGCAGCGUGACUCACAGUGCACUUCAGGAAGGGGACUCUUUGGACAAACUCUAUGCUCUCUGUGGCCAACACUGUCCGAUACUCACUGUUAUUACCCAGCCUGUGAAUGAAGAGAGCCGAGGGUUUGCUUAUCGCAAAGAUUCGGAUAUUGAAAAUGUCUUGGGUUUCCAUUUGUGGAUGAAGGUACACCCACAUUUGCUACUGUUAAAUAAAAAUGUGCUCAGGGGUAAGAACCAUGGAGCAAGUAUGAGAAGAAACUUUGUUGAUCAUGCCACUGGUGAUUCAUUUGAUCAACUCUGUGUCAGCACCAUGUUUGGCUUGACUGGUAAGAGAGAAAGACUCAAGCUAACUAAUUUCUGGGACAGAGAGGAAGAAAGUAAUUUAAAGAAAUUUCAGUCAUGUUUGAAGCAAAGGUUCUGUUUGAAUUUCUUGUACAUACUUCUGUUUGUUGUGGAUGAUGUGAACUCAAAUACGGAAAACCCUGGCCGUUGGACAGGUGAUAUCUUUAAAACAGUGGAUGAGAAUAAUGGCUUAUUAGAUAAUGGAUUCCAGAAUUUAAGAACAAAUCUCAAGCACGCAAUACCAGAAAGUAUCAGUUGUCAUUUCUCCUUUGAAGUACUUAGUCAAACCUGUGUACUAGGUAUUUGCCAAGUUGGAGCAUUCGUAAGUAUUUGCAAAAGAAGUAUAUUAGAAAUACAUUACAUUUUUGAGGGUGAAAAUAUUUUUAUUUGGGAAGAGGAAAGCCAAUUACAUGUUAAUGAUCUUGAAAGCAAUAAUGAACAAGAUUUGUAAUUUCAAUAUAUAUAUUUUUUUAAUUUCAGUAUUAGCAAGCCUUUCUUACAAUACAUUUUUUUAUAAUAAGAUGAAGCACUUGGGAUAGACAUUCAUUAGAUAUGGGGCUGGGGAGAUAGUUCAGUAG
This is a messenger RNA of Octodon degus (degu), 6634 nucleotides long. RefSeq names its product RP1, axonemal microtubule associated (gene Rp1). Lineage: Eukaryota; Metazoa; Chordata; Mammalia; Rodentia; Octodontidae. The record is from RefSeq and is a predicted model, not a curated record. The coding region runs from base 118 to 6507 and encodes 2129 amino acids. Gene Ontology annotation, biological process: retina development in camera-type eye; photoreceptor cell development; intracellular signal transduction. The transcript is spliced from 4 exons. Gene Ontology annotation, cellular component: axoneme.